Sebastes umbrosus (honeycomb rockfish) is the source of this 1141-nucleotide messenger RNA. RefSeq names its product calcium homeostasis modulator family member 6 (gene calhm6). The record is from RefSeq and is a predicted model, not a curated record. The coding region runs from base 142 to 1107 and encodes 321 amino acids. The transcript has 2 exons. NCBI's taxonomy places the organism in Eukaryota, Metazoa, Chordata, Actinopteri, Perciformes, Sebastidae. Gene Ontology annotation, molecular function: monoatomic cation channel activity.
CGCAGCAGGUGUGACCACACAGUUACUGGUGGUUUGGUUUGAGGAAGGGUGGUAGAGGGCUGACUGGUGACGACAGACACAUAAAGAGAUGGAAGUGAAAGUAUCAGUGUCAGUCGCUCUGUCAGACAGCAGAAGUCAGAGAUGGAGAAGAACUUUAAGACGUUUCUGAACAUCGCCAACAAACAGAGCAACCUGGGUUUCGGGUUGGUGGCUCUGCUGACAGCAGGAGGAGAGCAGAUCUUCUCCUCGGCGAUCUUCAAGUGUCCCUGCAAUGAGCUGAACUUCGUCUACGGCAUGGUGUUCCUGCUGGUGCCCGCUCUGGCUCUGCUGCUGCUGGGUUUCAUCCUGAGUAAGAAGACGUGGAAGCUGUUCACGGGUCUGUGCCGGCGGCCUCAGAGCGGAUCUCCGCGGUGCCGCUGGAAGAAGCUGACCGCCGCCUGCACGGCCUUCAUCCAGGUCAGCAUGACCGCGGGGGUGGCGCCGGCCAGCUGGAUCGCCGUGGCUCUGCUCAACGGGAGCUACUAUGAGUGCGCGAUGACCGGGUUCAAUGUGACCGCCUAUAACAAGCUUCUGUGUGGAGACAAAAGCUCUGGGUGUGAGCGAGGGCUGCACAAGUUGCCCUGUCGGACCGGCAGCAGUGAGGACAGAGAUGAUGUUCUGCUCCGCAUGAGAGCUCAGUCUCAGAUUCUGGGUUGGCUGCUCAUCGCCUCUGUCAUGUUGUUCAACCUGCUGCUGACCUGUGUGGGUCGCUGCACCUCACCCGUCAGCUACCUGCAGCUCAAGUUCUGGAGAGCGUAUGUUGAGGAGGAGUGCAACAUGUUUGAUUCGAAGACCGCUGAGCACGCCAAAGAGCUCGCUAAGAGGAACCUGGAGAGCUUCUUCAGCCAGACACCGCCUAAAAACAUCAUCACCCCUUCCAACAAGGACUGGGAGAAGAUCUCCUCCCUCUACAAGUUCAGCACCAAAGACCACUACUACAGCACCUUGCAUCGGGUUGCAGAGGACCGGAAGACCGGCGACGAGAUGAUGAGGAUUGGUUCGGUCAUAUCAAGCGAGCCUGCUGAAACCCAUCCUGUUUUUGAUUUUGUAGACAGUAGCGGGGCUUAGUCUAGAGAGUCAAGGGACAGCGAGCGAUGAAAGA